CCCUGAAGCCUACACCAUCCUGCGUGAGCAGAUGCCCGUCUCAUUUUGACUCAGAGUCUGUCCCUCUGCUUGUCUUCUACAAGCCAUGUGGCUCUACCUGCUGGCACUGGUGGGCCUGUGGAACCUCCUGCGCUUGUUCAGGGAGAGGAAGGUGGUGAGCCAUCUCCAAGACAAGUAUGUCUUCAUCACGGGCUGUGACUCAGGCUUUGGGAACCUGCUGGCCAGACAGCUGGACAGGAGAGGCAUGAGGGUGCUGGCUGCAUGUCUGACUGAGAAGGGAGCCGAGCAGCUGAGGAGCAAGACAUCGGACAGGCUGGAGACAGUGAUCCUUGAUGUCACCAAGACAGAGAGUAUUGUGGCAGCCACUCAGUGGGUGAAGGAGCGAGUUGGGAACAGAGGACUCUGGGGCCUGGUCAACAAUGCUGGCAUCUCUGUCCCCAUGGGUCCCAAUGAGUGGAUGAGAAAAAAGGACUUUGCAAGUGUGCUGGAUGUGAACCUGUUGGGCGUCAUCGAGGUGACUCUGAACAUGCUGCCCUUAGUAAGGAAGGCAAGGGGCCGCGUGGUCAACAUCGCCAGCACCAUGGGCCGAAUGUCUCUCCUUGGUGGUGGUUACUGCAUCUCCAAGUAUGGUGUAGAGGCCUUCUCAGACUCCCUCAGGAGGGAGCUCACCUACUUUGGGGUGAAGGUGGCUAUUAUAGAGCCUGGUGGGUUCAAGACCAAUGUCACUAAUAUGGAGAGGCUAUCAGACAACCUGAAGAAGCUGUGGGACCAGGCCACUGAGGAGGUCAAGGAGAUCUACGGCGAGAAGUUUCGGGACUCCUAUAUGAAAGCAAUGGAGUCACUGGUGAACAUGUGCUCAGGGGACCUGUCUCUGGUAACCGACUGCAUGGAGCACGCCCUGACUUCCUGUCACCCUCGCACCCGGUACUCAGCUGGUUGGGAUGCCAAGUUCUUCUACCUCCCCAUGAGCUACCUUCCCACCUUUCUUUCGGAUGCCGUAAUCUACUGGGGCUCUGUAAAGCCUGCCCGAGCCCUGUGAAUCUGCACAUGUGUGCAGACUUGGGGAAGUAAGGCGGGUGGAGGGAGAUAACAAUGUGGGGUCCAUUGUUCACCAUACUCAUUAAAAUAAUUCUGCUUCCGUACUACUCAAAA
Messenger RNA from Rattus norvegicus (Norway rat), 1152 nucleotides. RefSeq names its product retinol dehydrogenase 7 (gene Rdh7). Gene Ontology annotation, molecular function: all-trans-retinol dehydrogenase (NAD+) activity. Gene Ontology annotation, biological process: retinol metabolic process. The coding region runs from base 86 to 1039 and encodes 317 amino acids. The transcript is spliced from 4 exons. The record is from RefSeq and is marked provisional. Gene Ontology annotation, cellular component: endoplasmic reticulum. NCBI's taxonomy places the organism in Eukaryota, Metazoa, Chordata, Mammalia, Rodentia, Muridae.